AUGGCCGAUCAUUUAUUGUUUAUACUUGCCAUCGCUUUAGCCGACGAAGAAGAGCUAGAAGACGACAACGACGACAUUGAAUUGUUUGGAAUGGUCUCUACUUUCAUGAGGAGGAAUCUUAACCGGAGUCGAUACUUCUUUGAAGUUACCGUACCAAUGUAUUUUGCCGAUGAAUUUCAAGGUCAUUUUAGGCUUUCACGCACUACAGCUGAAAGACUCGCCAGAGAAGUUGUCGCUACUGGUCAAGUUAGAAAUGGGAAUAACUUUGGGAGAAUUGCAAUUCCUGCAGAAAAGCAGGUUUUAGUUUACCUGUGGAUGAUGGCCAACGGAAGAGAAACAACGCGACAGGUAGCCGACCGAUUUGACAUAACAUUGAGCAGUUGUGGCAUAGUACUUCGUCGCGUAACGUCAGCGUUACUGUCCUUACGACAACAGUACAUAAAAUGGCCAAACGUGACUGAGAUGAGAGAUAUAGCUGAACAUUUUGAGGAAGGAGGCAUGCCUGGAGUAAUAGGUGUGAUUGAUGGUACAUUUAUUAGAAUAAGGGCACCAAGUAUGAAUCCAGAGGCAUAUAACUGCAGAAAAAAGUUCCAUGCUCUCCAGUUGCAGAUGGUGUGUGACAACAACAUGGUAUUGACAGAUGUUUUAGCAGGCUGGCCAGGAUCAGUUCAUGACUCCAGAGUUUUAAGAAAUUCUUCUCUAUGUGCAACAGCAGCUGACAAAUUCCCUCAUGAUUAUCACCUGCUAGGUGAUGGAGGCUAUCCACUUAAAAGAUGGCUUAUGGUUCCCUUCCGCAAUAAUGGACAUCUGCCACUAAAUCAAGUCAACUUCAACAGGGUUUUGUCAUCAAACAGACAGAUAGUAGAACGUGCAGUCAGUCUGUUAAAGGGGAGGUGGAGAAAGCUAAAAUAUCUUGAUCAUCUUGCUGUCAAGCUUAUGGUUGAAAUCAUAAUGGGGGCCUGUGUGCUUCAUAAUUUGUGUCUUGUGAAUGAUGAUUUUGACAACAUUUACUUUCUGGAUGACGAAACUGAUGAUAUUGACAAUGAUGAUGAUAACAAUGCUGUUGGUCUUGAAGAUGGAGACAGGCCAGCUGAACAAAAACGUCAGCAUUUAGUAAACAUUGUUGCUCGAUGA
This is a messenger RNA of Dendronephthya gigantea, 1134 nucleotides long. RefSeq names its product putative nuclease HARBI1. The record is from RefSeq and is a predicted model, not a curated record. The transcript has 5 exons. Bases 1 to 1134 code for a protein of 377 amino acids. NCBI's taxonomy places the organism in Eukaryota, Metazoa, Cnidaria, Anthozoa, Malacalcyonacea, Nephtheidae.